CACAGACAGGAAGAGGCGCGGACGGGAAAAAAGUCAAGAUGGCAACUGGUCCAGAGAACGGACUGAAAAGAAUAGUUUGGAAAAGAAUCAAAGAAACAAUUAUCGAAGACUGCAGAAAAUCGGAAGUAUGGAAGAUAUUGAUUCUGGACCAGUUCACAACCAAGCUCCUGUCAUCAUGCUGCAAAAUGUCUGAUCUGAUGUCAGAGAAAAUAACAAUUGUGGAGGACCUGUACAAAAUCAGAGAACCCGUUCUAGAAAUGAAGGCCAUCUACUUUAUGACACCAACAGCUCAGUCUGUGGAUGCCUUUAUUGCAGACUUCAAGCCUAAACCCAAGUACAAAGCAGCAUAUGUUUAUUUCACUGACUACUGCGAUGAUGACCUCUUCAACAAUAUGAAGCUGUACUGUGCAAAGUACAUUCGGGUAUGCAAAGAAAUAAAUAUGUCCUUCAUGCCUCAUGAAGCACAGGUGUUCACGUGUGAUAAUCCGGGAGCGUUUCAGAGCAUCUACAGCCCCUACAGUCAGGACAGAAAAAAGACACUGGAGAUGCUCGCAGACCAGCUUGUCACGCUCUGCGCCACGUUGGAUGAGUACCCAGGAGUCCGAUACAAAAAAGACACCAACAUGGAGUACGCUAAAACCCUGGCAGAGUUGGUGGACAACAAGCUGUCCAGACACUAUGAGAUGGAUGACAGCAAUAAGAAAAAGGACAAGACUCAGGCCCAGCUGCUGAUAGUCGAAAGAGGCUUUGACCCUUUCAGCCCUAUCCUGCAUGAGCUUACCUACCAGGCCAUGGCCUAUGACCUCAUUGAUAUCCAGAAUUCCACAUACAAGUACAAGUCUAAAGAUGGCUCAGAGAAGCAGGCCCAGCUAAAUGAGGAUGACAUGCUUUGGGUUAAGCUGAGGCACAAGCACAUUGCUGAGGUGUCUGAGCAAAUCCCGAAGAUGGUAAAGGAAAUAUCUGCAAACAAGAAACAACCAGAUGGGAAGAUCACCAUCAGCAAUUUGGCCCAAAUGAUGAAAAAGAUGCCUUCAUUCCGUAAACAACUGACACAGAAAUCCGUUCACCUGCAGUUGGCAGAAGAUUGCAUGAAACAUUUUUCCAACAAUGUAGAGAAACUCUGCAAAGCUGAGCAGGACCUUGCAAUGGGCUCAGACGUGGAUGGGGUGAAAGUGAAGGAUCCCAUGAGGACUCUUUUGCCAGUGCUGCUGUACCCAUACAGCACCUAUGAUAAGAUCAGAGCUAUGCUGCUUUACAUCUUCAGCGUAAAUGGAACAACAGAUGAGAAUUUGAACAAACUCAUCCAACAUGUGAAGAUUGAAGAUGAAAGUGAAGUUAUCCUAAACUGGAAAGAGAUUGGAGUCCCAAUCAUCACAUCUCCAGGUUUUUUCUCCCGCAAACCUGCCAGACGUGACCGUUCUCGUGAAGAGACAUACAAUCUUUCUAGGUGGACUCCUGGCAUAAAAGAUGUAAUGGAGGAUGCUGUGGAGAACAAACUGGACACUAGGGAAUGGCCACACCAGUCUGAGUGUCCAACUGCUUGGAAUGGUUCCGGAGCUGUCAGUGCACGUCAGAAGCACAAAUCCAGCACUCAGGACGAACGUCGGACUGGCUCACGUCUCAUUAUCUUUGUCAUUGGAGGAAUCAGCCACUCUGAGAUGCGCUGUGCCUAUGAAGUCACACAGGCUGUCAAAUCCUGUCAGGUCAUCAUAGGAUCCUCCCAUAUUUUGACCCCCAUCAGCCUACUGGAUGAUAUCAAGGCCCUAAGCAAACGUCCUAUGGAGACUUUCACAGUUGAGGAGAGGAGAUAUGAGUAAAAUGUCAUCUAACUGACAGACUCUCCCAAUUUACUAUCCUUCCAUAAUGUUAUCAUUAGUCCACUCAACAAAACCCCUACCAUGGGGACAUGAAGGGAAUGUAUUAUUUUGUCUUUUUCCGUAUUACAAUAGGUAUGUGCGCACAUUAAAGUAACUCAGUCAUUUGUGUAGAUAGCUUGACACCAUGGGUUUACCUUGAGAAACUCAAAUGUAUAGUUAAAUAUGGGUAUUAGGAAGGUUGUUACAUGACAUGAAUUCGCCUCACCCUGUCCUGGAAAAAUACUGGUAAUUUUUAUAAGACAGAAUUGGACAUUAGCGCUAAAGUAAUGUACAUAUUGUAUGUAAGCACUGAACCUUGCUCUGCCCUUGUAAACUUGAUCAUCCUUAUGUAUAAACACUUAACAUUAUUUGUGUUUCUAAGUGCAGUAUUUUUCUUUUUUGUCUAUAAUUGAACUGUCUAAUAAAUGAAGUGGCUCAAA
Molecule: messenger RNA, 2296 nt
Organism: Phycodurus eques (leafy seadragon)
Lineage: Eukaryota; Metazoa; Chordata; Actinopteri; Syngnathiformes; Syngnathidae
Gene: stxbp3
Product: syntaxin binding protein 3
Exons: 19
Coding region: 39-1817 (592 amino acids)
Biological process (GO): intracellular protein transport; neurotransmitter secretion; vesicle-mediated transport
Cellular component (GO): plasma membrane; secretory granule
Molecular function (GO): syntaxin binding
Source: RefSeq, a predicted model, not a curated record